This is a messenger RNA of Nilaparvata lugens (brown planthopper), 1682 nucleotides long. RefSeq lists its product as uncharacterized. NCBI's taxonomy places the organism in Eukaryota, Metazoa, Arthropoda, Insecta, Hemiptera, Delphacidae. The transcript is spliced from 2 exons. Bases 322 to 1008 code for a protein of 228 amino acids. The record is from RefSeq and is a predicted model, not a curated record.
GCUGGUAGGAAACUCCUGGUAUAAUCACAAACGUAUCCAUAAAAUUGCAUUCUUGGCAGAGGGUAGAGAUGCUGAAAGUGUCAUUGACUAUUUCAUAUAUGGACCUGGAAUGAGAAGAAGAGUACUAGACGUCAAAGUUAUUCGGGGAGCUGAAUUGAGUACUGAUCAUAGGCUGCUGGUUAUGGAUGUAAGAUUUUGGAUUUUUAUGAAGCAAGCAAACAAAAAGUUUUCAAGAUUGAAAAUAGAAGUAUUUAAGGAGGAAGAGAAGAGAGAGAUAUAUAGAGAAAAAAAUAAGGGAACAUCUGGAAGAACUAAGAAGACAUGAGGAAUGGAAGGGGAGUGGAAGAACUAUGGAUAUGUUUGAAAACAGCAAUGUUAAGAGCAACAGAAGAAACGUGUGGUAAGACAACAAUAAAUACCAAGUUGAAGAGGACUAGAUGGUGGAAUGUCUUGGUGAUGAAAACAGUGCGUGAGAAAAAACAUGCUUGGCGAAGAUACUUGGAGAUUCAGUCAGAGGAAAACAGACGAAUAUAUGUAGAGAAAACGAAUAAUGCCAAAAGGAUCGUGAGAGAAGCAAAGUGUCAAUCGUGGGAGGAAUUUGGCGAAAAGAUUCAAGCAACUUACACUGAAAAUCGCAAGCAGUUCUGGAGCAUUGUUGAGGGACUGAGAGGAAGAAGAGUAAAACCAGUAAGAAACAUAAGAAAUAGGGAUGGUGUACUAAUUAGUAAACAGGAGGAGGUAUUAAAAGUUUGGAAAGAAUUUUUUGAGGAGAAAUUCAGAAAAGAGAUUGAGGAGGGAGCAGGAGAAGAUGAGCAGCAUGGAAUUGAUGAAAAUCUGGAGGUAUGUCAAGAAAUUACUCAAGAAGAAGUGAUAAAUUCUGUCAAGAAGAUGAAAUUAAAUAAAGCUUCAGGGUUGGAUAGAAUAUUCCCAGAAAUGGUCAAGUACGGAGGAAAUUUGUUGGUCGAAUGGAUAUGGUUACUAUUCAGAAAGAUCUGGGAUGAAGAAUAAUGCCAAAGGACUGGAAAUACAAUCUCAUAAUCCCAAUAUUCAAAAAGGGUAAUCAAUGCGAGUGUGAGAAUUACCGCCCAAUAUGCCUCUCUUCAGUGGUUUAUAAGAUCUAUACUAGAAUUCUAGAAAGCCGACUCAGAAAAGUGGUAGAGCAGUGGUCGCCAAACAGUCGAUCGCGAGCUACCGGUAGCUCGUGGGGUAGUUUUUGGUAGCUCACAGAAAUGCUUGGGUUGUCAACCAUGCAUUUCUCACAGAUAUAACUGAGAAGUUGAAUGAUUCAAAUUUGCAGUUUCAAGGGAAAGAUAAGGUGGAAUGAUUUGAACUGUAAAAUCGUUUUCCAAGGAGCUUGAGAUGUGGGAAAAGAAUGUCGUCCAGUUUGAAUAUAAACACUUUUCCAGUCUGAAGAAAAUCAAUGACGAGAAAAAUCCUCCACAGCACCACAGCAAUAACCAAGAAUACGUUACAAUUCUUUCAGACUUGUGACAACAGUUUGAUCAACGAUUUCAAGAUUUCAAAAGCAUAUCGAAUAUGAUACAAUUCGUCAACUCUCCUUUUGUAGAGAUCGAUGCAGAAGAUUUUGCAGCAUGUGUUGUAAAACAUUUUGGUGGAGAUCAGGCUUCAAUUGAAAUGGAAUUUGUGGAUUUUUAAAAUGAUCGUGUCUCUCAGAUCACUUU